AUGACACCUGAAAUACCCCUGGUGGGUAUAGGUGCUCGGCAAAUGGAACUUCAAAUACCACUGGUGGGUAUAGGUGCUCGACAAAUGGUAGUCCAGAUACCCCUGGUGGGUAUAGAUGAUCGGCAAAUGGUAGUCCAGAUACCCCUGGUGGGUACAGGUGCUCGACAAAUGGUAGUCCAGAUACCCCUGGUGGUUAUCCCCAAAGAUCUCGAUUCUUCUUCAUCGUCAUCGGAUAAUCUUACUAUGAGUGAUUUAUCAGGUUUGGAUGUUCAUGAUCGGACAUUAACUGAAUUACAGGUGAAAGAAAAUAUCGACUCAACAUUUCCUGCUGAAUACACUAUCCCACAACUGCCACAAUCUUUGUUACAAGAUAUCGAAGCAGGUGCACUUCAUAAGUUUGGACCUCAUCAUGCUAAUCGGCAAGUUCUUAUCGAUACGAUUACAUAUGAUCUACUCAAGAAAUACAACUUAUUUUAUCCCAGUCAUAAACAAUUUGAUGCCAUUGGAACCGCGAUUGUUAAUUUGUUGAAAUUGCCUUUUACCAAAGAUAAUUUAGGAAUUUGGAAGGAAGCUGUGCAGAUAAAACUGAAAAGAAAGCGUGGUGAACACAAGGAUAAUGUCGAGGUACAAUACCAUCUGAUGAAAUAUUCGAAAACAGGUUCUGGUAGACCUGUGAACACAAUGACUGGGGAGGUUGCAGUGCGUGACCGACAAAAACAAAUUCUGACAAUGAAUUACGAUGAUGAUUUAUUCAAUAGCAUGAAGAUAAAAUCUCAAGAAUUGCGUGACAACAAUCGAAUCGAUCGUGAUGCACAAGUUCGUCUGUGGAAAGAAACACUUCAUGUUCGACGCAAACUGAUUCGUGAUCUACCUACAUCGUCAAUCCUUGAAGAAUAUCCUGGGUACAAAGAUUCUUUUCUCAUUUUUGAGGAAGUCCGAAUGACUAUGGAAGUGGAUUUGCGUUCUGUUAUACGCUACCAAGUGCCAAUCCUACUGGAGAAACUGAUGUCCGUGCCUGCUUUCAUCACUGAUCCACCUCCAAUUCAACUUAUUCGAACACUCUGUCGACAAUUUGGAGAAACAGUUCAUCACAUAUACAGUGAUUUAACACCAUCAACGCCGUACCCAACUUUAGUUCUCAUGAAUGAUGUUAUGCAUAUUUUCGUUGAUUUCAUUCCGAUUGUGUCAUCAACUUCUCCAGAUGAUGGUCUAGCACUUCUUUUGGCGAUGUAUGCUGUGUUCGAAUUGAACUUUAACAAAAAUAGUCGGACGAUUCGUUUAUUAUACGCGACUGUCUUUGGUGAUAAACGAUUUCUUUCAAACAGUAUUCGCAAUUUGAUCAAAGAAAAACAAAUCGAUAUUUGCUUUGAACAAAAUCGAAAAAUUUCAAAUUUAACAAGUUCAGUGGCAGCGAAUUCGGCAGCAACAGCAACAGCAACUACAACAUCAACACCAACAUCACCACCGCAUGCGAAUUCUCAAGUAGUGUCUCAAGAUCAGUGUGCGUCAUCUUCUACAAACGUCAUCAUUGGUGAUUCGGCAGUUGACAAAGACGAGUCGAGUGACACGAAUGUCAACUCGCAAACUUUCGGCACAGAAGUCAAUCAAGCCUUGUCGUCUUCAAAUGUUCUGGUUAAUCGGAAACGAACACGGAAAGCGUUAACUCAAAUACCGAAAGGCAAAGAAAAUUGUCUUUCAUUUGACAAUGACAAUGACAAUGACAAUCACGAUGAACAUGAUCACGAUGAAGUUAUCGACUCCGUUUGCUCUCAAUUAUCUUUAGGUGUUCGACAAACAAGAAAACAAAAACGACGCUGUUAA
Molecule: messenger RNA, 1821 nt
Organism: Adineta ricciae
Lineage: Eukaryota; Metazoa; Rotifera; Eurotatoria; Adinetida; Adinetidae
Source: the annotation of a GenBank genome assembly